Meleagris gallopavo (turkey) is the source of this 4105-nucleotide messenger RNA. RefSeq names its product peptidase M20 domain containing 1 (gene PM20D1). The record is from RefSeq and is a predicted model, not a curated record. NCBI's taxonomy places the organism in Eukaryota, Metazoa, Chordata, Aves, Galliformes, Phasianidae. Gene Ontology annotation, molecular function: hydrolase activity, acting on carbon-nitrogen (but not peptide) bonds, in linear amides. Gene Ontology annotation, biological process: lipid metabolic process; amino acid metabolic process.
AUGCAAAACUUUCGCAUCUCGCUGUGCGCGGUUGCUGCGGGGCUUUGCGCGGCGCUGCUGGCGCUGACGGCAGCGGUGCUGAUCCGCGCCUACGCGCUGCGAUCCCCGGCCAUCCCGCGACUGUGGGCACGGCGCGGGGGAACGGCCGCUUUCAGUAUCGAAGAGAGGUUGGAAAUGAAGGAAACGCUGCGAGGUGCUGUUAAAAUCCCGACUGUUUCCGUGUCUCCGGAGGACUUAAAUGCAACCGCCAUGGCAGAAUUUGGGGAUUACAUUCAGAAAGUCUUCCCAGCUGUAUUUUCUUCCAAGUUCAUUCAACAUGAAAUCGUUGGGGAGUACAGCCACCUCUUCACAGUUCAGGGUUCUGACUCUGAAAUGAUGCCCUACAUGCUGCUUGCACACAUGGAUGUUGUGCCUGCUCCCCUUGAGGGUUGGGAUUUCCCUCCUUUCUCAGCUGCAGAGCAUGAAGGUUUCAUCUAUGGACGAGGAACUCUGGACAACAAAAACUCUGCCAUUGGCAUUCUGCAAGCUCUAGAAUUCUUACUGAGAAGAAAUUACAGACCCCGCAGGUCUUUCUAUGUUGGCAUUGGCCAUGAUGAAGAGGUGUUUGGUCGGAAGGGAGCAGUGAAGAUUGCAGCUCUGCUGGAAUCCAGAGGAGUGAAACUCUCCUUCCUGCUGGAUGAGGGAAGUGCGAUACUGGACGGCAUCAUUGCGGGCAUGAAGAAGCCAGUAGCUCUAAUUGCUGUCACAGAAAAAGGUUCAAUAACACUGAACUUCACCGUGGAAAAAGAGCCAGGACAUUCAUCCUUCCCUCCAAAAGAGACAAGUAUUGGCAUUCUUGCAACAGCAAUGUCCAGGCUGGAGCAGAAUCCCAUGCGCAAUCUGUUUGGCCAUGGUCCGGAACUCAUGACUAUGGAGCACCUUGCAUCAGAGUUCAAUUUUCCUCUCAAUCUCAUCAUGAGCAAUCUCUGGCUGUUUUCACCUAUUGUCAGCAGAGUUCUUGCCUGGAAACCUUCCACUAAUGCCUUGAUUCGAACUACUACAGCAGUCACAAUGUUUAACGCAGGAAUCAAGCUCAAUGUCAUCCCAUCAUCUGCAAGAGCAACUGUGAACUUCCGGAUCCACUCUGCAGAGAAGGCCAGGGAGGUGCUAGAGACAGUUAGAAACACGAUUGCUGAUGACAGAGUGAAGAUUGAUGUUGUAGAGGCCUUUGACCCCCUUCCCAUCAGCCCAUGGGAUGACCAGACCUUUGGAGUCCAUGUUUUUCAGAGAACCAUUCUGGAUACUUUCCCAAAUGUUGACAGUGUAGUCCCAGGCACGUGUAUUGGAAACACAGACAGCAGGCAUUUCACUAACGUCACAGAUGCCAUUUAUCGAUUCAACCCAGUGCUCUUGAAGUCAGAUGAUCUCCCCAGGAUCCAUGGGUUGAAUGAGAGAAUCUCAGUUGAGAGUUAUGAGAAACAGGUCGAGUUUCUCUUUCAGCUGAUUAAGAACUGUGAUGUUGACGAGCUUCCGGAGCCUCACGCAAACUCUCAUGAGCUGUGAGACAAAAACCCAAGAGGAACAGCUACUGAGGUGGACUUUGGGAUGGCAGAGGUCUGGGCCAUAAGCAGCAGUUGUGUGUUGCACGUUGAGUGAUGUCUGGAGUUUGGUUUUACAUACAGAUGGAAACACUGCUGGUUUGCAGCUCCAGGCAAACAUACAGUUUGCUGUUAAGCGAUAAGAAUAGGAACAAAACACAGCCAACCAGACUUCUGUGCAUCCCUGGCCUUACAUGCAGCCAUUAAUCUGAGAUUAUUAAUUUUUUCAGCAUUUUCUUCAGUCUUUAAGCCUCUGAAAUUGGAAGUCACUUAAAUAUUGAAGCUGUAAUUUGUAAUCAUUCGUGCAUCGUUAAAAGAGGCUGAUCUUCCAAUGUCAAAGUUGUCUUUUACAGUUAAUUAGUUUUCACAAACGAUGUGCCUGUCAGAAGCUCACGUGAGGAGAACAGGAUGGGCUGUAGGUUGGAUGUCAUUGGAUACAGCUGCACUAAGAGGCUGUUGCACUGCUGAUGGGGUGGGGCUCCUUUCCCAGCUGAUCCUUUUAACCAGCAUCAGUGGUGCUCUCAGAUGAUGCCAGGGUGAAAUUGAUAUUGCUGUUUUCUGACUGAUUUCUGAUUGUAGCUUAAAAUGCUGAUCUUUGGGGGGUUUUAGCAGUGUUGCUUUAACAUAAGUUGCUCUGAUCUAUGUGGUGCUAGAAAUGUUUUUUCCUCUCUUUUCUGUGGCUCUCCCUGUCUCCCUCUAGUAAGGCCCAGGACACGUUGUGAUGCUGAGUGUCUGAGUGAGGAAAUGUGGCUUGAAACAGGUAAACUAAACUAAACUGUCUGAUCGUCCCAUCUCUUUUUUCACUGAAUCUAUUUCUAUAGCAUUCCUCUUUUCCUCCCCAGACAACUUCUUUGUGAAAGAUGGUGAAGCUCUCCCAUUUUCUCCAGUUCAGAGGGAGCAGAGCCUUCUCUCCACCUUCAUGGCCUACUCUUCCACUUCUCACUUUACCUCCUGCUUCUAUUGACUCAGCUCUCUGGGAAGUCUAAUGUGCACAGGCCAUUGAUAUUGGCUGUGUUUUUAUUUCUUCUUGCACUAGCACACCUGUCUUUGUUGACACUAAAGGGUUAAGCAUUCUCUUGGCCUCAACAGUCUGUUCAGUUGCAGUUACUGUUAUUUGUUAAAGAAUUCAGAAUUAGGCAUUAGCCAAGAAAAGACUGUGGAGGUUGUUUUCUUGCACUGACAUGCAGAGUCUGCUGUAGGAAGGAGGCAGACCUUCUCCUGUUGCACUGUUGCAGAGAUGUGUGUCUCUUUUUCUGAGUGUGAGUGAUAGACUGGAAUCGGAUGGUUGUUCUGCUCUUAAUUCAUAGUGUAAAAUGUGCUGGGAUGUGCAGGAAAUACCCAGGAAUGUAUCCUGAAAAACAGUGGAACUGUGAGUCCUAAUUCCCAUUCACCAUUUUCUAUUUAUUUGCAGACUGAUCUUAUCAGUAUUGCCAAUGGGCUGAGCUGCCUCAAGCUAUUAAAUAACUGAAACCAAACCAGCACUUUUAUCUAAUAAAGCAACGAGUGCAGGUUCUUUUCAUGAUGAUUAUUUAGUUUUAUGAUGUACCUUUAUAAUUGCAAUGAAAUCAUUUCCACACCUGAUUCUACAGCAGAGCGAGUCAUGAAGUUUCCAUCAAAACAAUUCCACAUAUUUUCCAGCCUGCUUUAGUCUUUGCACCCUCCUUGGUGUUCUUUUUAUACAAAAAUUAACUCACUAUGUCUAUGUGUUACUGGGUAGUAACAUAAAGGGUUAGAUGGUGUCUCGUGGUCUCUUCCAAUCUUAACUGUUCUGAUUCUGUUGUAGGGAUCAUGUUGCAAAAAUCUUAUCUUAGGCCAUGCUGUUGUGCAGUGGAAAUGGUGUUGUGGUGUUUAGGAGGGAUUUGUUGCCUGUUCUAAUAGCAAAUGGGCCUUAAAGACAUAAAGCAUCCUUUAUUCUUUUGUAAUUUCCUGUCCCCAAAUAAAAAUCGCUCAUCAGUUGUGUUUUGGUGAGGGCUGUUUCUUUAAAACGAUUCAUUUGAAGAUUCAUUUUGCUGCUGAAGGAAAAGUGAAGAGCAAAGCAGUUCUGGGAAAGCAUGGUUGUUUUUGGCAGGUAAGGUGCAAAUGUGUGCCAUGAGGUUUUGCUAAUGCAUUUCAUUGCAGAACCUCAUUAAUUACUGCUCAUCAUGCAGUGCCUCUGCAAUGUGCAGAUGUUCAGCAGAGCUUUGUUACAACCUGAAGCCACUCAACUGAAGGCCUCAUCCAGGAUGCAAUGGUGGAGAGCACGUUUUCCACCUUUCCCCAUUUCUCUCCAGUCAUUUCUGCUUUUUUUUUUCCUGUGCAGCAGCUUUGCUUUUGUAUUCCCAGCUGAUCAGCAGCCAUGCCACGCUCAUCUGGCUCAGUUCUGAACGAUUGCUCAGUGUUGGUACCUGCACACCUCCUCUAACAAAGCAGUUUUUCUUCCCUGCUCCUUUUUCUGUUCAUGAUAUGCUCUCCAGGAAUGUCUCUCAUCUUGUGUAGUGUUUGAAAUCUUCGUGUCAUCGUGUAAAUAAAAACGUAAGGAUGAUGCUUUA